UGCACUGAACUGUUACACUGGCUGUGUGAGUGAACCACCACUGUGCGGCUCCCUGUCCCACCAACUUCAGCGCCCUGUCUCCAGCCUCAGCAGCCAGCCACGGGGCUUCAGACACGGACACGUCAGGAGGCUUCAGAUGACUUUAUCUGGCAAAGAUAUGGGGACUCGUUAAAGAAGCAGUAUCGUCCUUCUGUGGCAGCACCCCCCUGAAGCUAAGGCGGACACCAUGAACUACGUGGGCCAGCUGGCAGGUCAGGUGCUGGUAACCGUCAAAGAACUCUACAAGGGCAUCAAUCAGGCCACACUAUCAGGCUGCAUUGAUGUUGUGGUCGUCCGCCAGAGAGAUGGCACCUACCAGUGCUCACCAUUCCACGUGCGCUUUGGCAAGCUUGGUGUACUGCGCUCCAAAGAGAAAGUUAUCGACAUUGAAGUGAAUGGAGAGCCGGUGGAGCUGCACAUGAAGCUUGGUGACAAUGGAGAGGCCUUUUUUGUUCAGGAAGCAGAGCAGCUGAACAUUGUCCCUGCCCACCUGGCCACCUCUCCAAUCCCCACCGAGAGUCACCUGUUCUGGAUCUCAGAGGUGGAGAACAAAGCGCUGGAGGACGACACAGCCGACCAGGAAGACCCGCCCGAUCCUCCCGCGCCAAGCACCAUGGCCACAAAAAAGAAGAAGAGGCGGAGAAAGAAGCACAAAGGCGAUCCUCGCAGGGAGGAGCUGACCCCGCCCAUGUCAGUCACUACUGGUAAUGCUAAUGCUGCUAACGUAUCUGCUGCUAUGACUGCUGCUAUGUCCAGCACUGGACAAAAUGAAGAGAUCUUUGAGAUGGAUCUGAGCUCGGAUGAGGAAGCUGCAGUGCGUAUCUCAAGGUCCCCAUCAGUGACCACAAUGAGAGAUAUUGACCCCAAAUUACCCGCAGCAAGACACAACCUUGAUGGUUAUCCGCUAUCUGAUGGGGACUGGCCAGCAGAUGACAGCCAUGGCUUGUCCCAGGCCUUCUCCCCAAAGAGUGACUCUGAACUGGUGGUCAGGCCCUCAGAAAGUAUGCUUAGAGCUGAGUCCCACAUGCAGUGGACCUGGGGAGAGUUUCCAGAAACAGCCAGGGUCCCCAAAAAAGAGAAACCAGAACUACUAAAAACAGUGACCAUCAUGCCAUCAGAGAGCACCCACUUCCGAGUCAUCCUCAGUUCAGAGGCCAUGGAAAACGACACAGAGACUGAAAAAGAAGUUACCACCUCCCCCUCAGUGUGUAUGAUUGUCAAGCCCGAGCCCCGCACCCCUAUCACCACUGUAACAUCCGAUAGUCUCCUCUCACCUGGCAGCACCAUUACCUCUGUGAGCCCUAUAACCCCAGCAGAUCCUCUGGAUGUCCCGCCAUCCCUUACAUCCACCCCAUCUGGCUCACAGACUGAUUCACCCUCAAAGAAGAAAGGUGUCCCAAAAAGGAGUCAGCACCAGGGGCCUGAGGAUAUCUACCUAGAUGACCUGAAUGUACUCGAACCUGAUGUUGCUGCAAGAUAUUUUCCUAAGAGUGAGGCUGAGGCGGCCGCUAAGCACUGGAUGGACUCAGAGAUCCACUCCGGUUCACAGUCUCCACAGUCAGUGGGCAGCGCAGCAGCUGACAGCGGGACAGAGUGUCUUUCUGAUUCAGCAAGUGACCUCCCUGACGUCACUCUUUCUCUGUGCGGAGGCCUGACAGAGAAUGCUGAGAUAUCCAAAGAAAGGUUCAUGGAGCAUAUCAUCACCUAUCAUGAAUUUGCUGAGAAUCCUGCGAUCAUAGAUAACCCCAACCUGGUUGUAAAGAUAGGAAAUAGGUAUUAUAACUGGACUCUAGCUGCACCCUUGAUUCUUAGUCUACAAGCAUUUCAGAAGAAUUUACCAAAGGCUACAGAGGAGGCCUGGGUGAAGGAGAAAAUGCCAAAGAAGUCAGGUCGCUGGUGGUUCUGGCGAAAAAGGGCGGAUAGUACAAUCAAGCAGUCGGAAGCCAAGCUUGAAGCAAAGGAGGAGUCUCAACUGGAGGAGGAAGGAGCCUCACUAUCUCUGGAGAAACUGCCAAUGCCAUCUAAAGCAGGAGACUCGUCCAGUGAUGAAGAGGGUAAGGAGGUGAGUGCUGCUUCCUGUCAGGACCGACUGCAGCCUGUUGAUGUUCAGCACCACCCUAGCCCACACACUUACAGGAAGUCACUACGCCUCUCCUCCGAUCAGAUAGCCAGUCUGAAACUGAAAGAGGGACCCAACGACGUGACGUUCAGCAUCACCACCCAGUACCAGGGGACGUGCCGCUGCGAGGGCACCAUCUACCUGUGGAACUGGGACGACAAAGUCAUUAUCUCUGACAUUGACGGCACCAUUACAAAGUCAGAUGUGUUUGGACAAAUUCUGCCACAGUUGGGGAAGGACUGGACCCACCAGGGCAUUGCCAAGCUCUACCACUCAGUAGCUGAGAAUGGCUACAAGUUCCUGUACUGCUCAGCCCGUGCUAUUGGCAUGGCAGACAUGACAAGAGGUUAUCUGCAGUGGGUGAACGAUGGAGGCACUAUUCUACCCAGGGGACCUCUCAUGCUGUCCCCCAGCAGUCUCUUCUCUGCCUUUCACAGGGAGGUCAUUGAGAAGAAACCUGAGAUCUUCAAGAUUGAAUGCCUUACAGAUAUAAAGAACCUGUUCCAGCAUAACAAGCAGCCAUUCUACGCCGCCUUUGGGAAUAGAACUAAUGAUGUGUUUGCCUAUAAGGAGGUCGGAGUUCCAGUGUGCCGGAUCUUCACUGUCAACCCCAAGGGAGAGCUGAUCCAGGAGCAGACCAAGGGGAACAAGUCCUCUUACGGCAGGCUGAGUGAACUGGUGGAGCAUGUGUUCCCUCUGUUGAGCAAAGAGCAGAACGAAGCCUUUGUCAUGCCAGAGUACAGCUCGUUCUGUUACUGGAGACAGCCCAUACCAGCCAUCAACCCUGAUGAACUGCUCUGAUCCAACUUGUAUGGAUACCAAGGUAUUCAUAUCACUGCAGUGGGACUCUUGCACUUGAAUGCAUCGUUAGCAAAUACGUGGACUUUCCAAUAUAGUUCUCAGACACGCACAUACCUGACUCUGUAAUAAGUGUCACGUAGUAACAGGGUUAUGACCAUAAAUAACAAACAGCCUCUAAACUGUAAUUACAUCUUAGAGAUGAGUGGUAGUCAUUUCCAGAACAGUACAUCCUUGAAGUUUCUCAUCCCUGAAAGACCUAAUCACUAAAUAGAUGAUCACCUCUCCUCAUGCCUGUGAAGACAUCCUAACCCAGUGAGCGCUCUUUAGUCCCCUUCACAUAACAAGGAUUAGAUCUCUGAACCCUCUAGCGAACAGGAUUGUCUGUAUCAGAGAUAUGGGGAAGUGACUGAAGCCCCACAAGAGGUCUUAGCCCCGAGCACUAGAGACUGAGCUGUGCAGGGAAACAACAUUGUUUUCUUUAAUCAACGUUUUUCAAAUCUUCUAAAUGCCUUGAAGAAUUGCUCUGAAAAGUACGAAGCAGAAUAAACACAGGGAAGGCGAUUAACACUGACCACAAUUCAAGCUUCAGCAUUAUUUAGCAGUAGCUGGAUUAUUUUGCUGAGAUGCAAGUAUCAAGAGUUAAUUUAGAGGCUUUAGUCUGUUCUAAAACUUAAAAUAAAAAUAUAAUAAUGGCUAGAAAAAAAAAGCUGCACAUCUACACCUAGAUCUGCUGUGGAAUAAGGGGCAAAACUGCUCGAGGUUUGAAGUUAAGUUCCUGACUCUGUCCGGCCUGUUGGCAGAACAGAUUUCAGAUCAUCACUUUUUCCCUCUGGGAGCUUUUGACGUUGGUACUGGAUGAGUCAUGUUCAGUAUUGUUAAUAUUCAAGGUCACACCAGGGAUAAACUUUUGCCAACAAGUAUGUGAAGAUCCACGCUUAGAUGUGACUUUAAAACACAAAAUGAAGCAGCUUCAUGGUGUAUUGUCUUGCUGUUAUUUUUAAUGUUUGUUCUGUUUUACAAGCUCUGGCAAAUCAAGUGUUUUGUUAACAAUGCAGUCAUUAUUUAUGAUAAUUGAUGUGUUUAAGUUAUUGAUUUCUAUCGUGAUGCCUUUGCUUGUCUGAAAAAAAACUAAUUUAUCACCGAUGCAAUGUUGAAAUACUUCAAAAUUUGUAUUUUGUGUGACUGGUCACAGGCUACCAUGCACUUAACAGUACCUACUUGGCCUUGUACGAUCUUUUUUUGUUUGUUUAUUUUUUUUUUAAUCUUGUAUCCCAUCUUCACAUUGAUCUGUAUUGAUUUGUUUAGCAGAGAAGCUUUCAACAUGUAAAGUACAUUGACAUUCCUUAGGAAACCUCAGAAUCUGCAGCUUUAGUAUUAAAAAGUGUGUAAAUGUAAAUUAUGAUGCUUGAGCAGUAGAAACAAGCAGAAGUGGAAAGAGAUGAAAUGAAGGAUUUUGGCUUGCGAGGACUCCUAUGAGAGGACUUCUGGGUGACGUAUAUGUGUGUAUAUGCGUGUGUGCGUGCAUACCGAAUCACUGAGUGCUGCUGUUAGGGUGACAGAAUCACUCACCCUUCGCUUAUGUUCCCUCAGUGGCUUUAUGGAGAUUUAUCCAACGCACUUUUGUCUAAGCUGCACCCAGAGACACUGCUCAGAGCACCGCUCACCCACAUGCACUUCUCCGAAGGUCUUCUUCGAUUAUAGACCAGAGUAUGCAAUUAAAGCAGGAUGGAGAGUUCUAGACUUACCUCUUUGUUGUGUGUGACAUCAUGGGCAAAAAUGUUCUGAAUAUGUCAAAAAAAAGUUAUUAUUUAAAGGGUGUUUGGAGGUCGUGAGGGGAAGCUGGAAGGACAUAAAACAAGAUAGUGUGUAUAUUGGAUACAGACAGAGCUAGCCCUAAGCAUGUGUGUGUGUGUGUGUGUAUAUAUGUUUGUGUGUGUGAGAGAGCGAUAAAAGACUGAUCCCGUGCCUCUGGUGACCGGAGGAAGAGCCAAAUGGGUUUUUGUUUUGGGAUAAACAGGAAAUACUUGACUGUAUACAGGAAGCUUUUUGAAGCGCUUCAGUGGCAUUAUGUGUGUGUGUAAUAGGAAGAGACUCGUGGGCAGAUGUGCCACUCCACUUACAUGGAUCAUACAUCCUGCACGUGUUAACAGCAGCACGCUAAUAUGUGCUAGAGAGGAUUCAAGGUGAUAUGACGUUUGAGUAAGACAAAACUAGUUCAUGACAAACAAAGCACAAUGUACCCAGAUUUGUCUCUAUUAGUCGUGAUUUUUUUUUCACUCUGUAACUCAGAAGUUUCCGUGACGAUAACGAUACGUGUUCAGCUUUGAUUGGUUUGCUUGUUCUCUUCAACGUUUGGUGAAGUCAAAUAGAUAUAUCUUAUGAUUUAACAAAAGGAAUUCCAUUCUUUCUAUGAAAGUAAAAGCAUCUUGUGUGAAAGAAUCACACUUCAUCCUCUAUGAUCCUGGGAUACGUGGUAUAUAAUAUUGUUUGUUCGCACUUGAUUGCUGUGUAAAAUGAUCCAGUGUAAGCGCUGAUCAUCACAUUCUUCUGUUUUUCGAUGCCUUUUGUUUUAUUAUUUUUUACAAAGUGUAUGAUCUUUUGUGGAACUGUGUUUCUUUCUGUUUAGAGGUUAUGCUUGCUCUUUGAUUGUGUCUGACCAACAGAAAUACCUUAUGUGUAUGCUGUGUUUGAUUUGUAUAGAAAUGUGGUUUAAGUAUGUUUCAAGAACAAAACAUAUUGUAAGAAGAAAAAAAUAUAUUGGCCUAAUGAAGCUAACAAAGUGUGGCUUGUGGUCAUAUUUGUAUUAAAUAAAGUUUCUAACUGAA
Molecule: messenger RNA, 5784 nt
Organism: Notolabrus celidotus (New Zealand spotty)
Lineage: Eukaryota; Metazoa; Chordata; Actinopteri; Labriformes; Labridae
Gene: lpin2
Product: lipin 2
Exons: 20
Coding region: 227-2959 (910 amino acids)
Biological process (GO): cellular response to insulin stimulus; positive regulation of transcription by RNA polymerase II; triglyceride biosynthetic process
Cellular component (GO): nucleus; endoplasmic reticulum membrane; cytosol
Molecular function (GO): phosphatidate phosphatase activity; transcription coactivator activity
Source: RefSeq, a predicted model, not a curated record